AUGCCAACGUGGAUUUCGGACGCUGAAUACAAGGAUCUUGGUUAUCCGCAAAUGGAUCCAAAGUUUAGAGACCGAGAGUGGCACAGGAAGCAGCUUCAGCUGGACAGUACUGAUCCACGACACAACCCGAAUCUCAAUCGCGACCAGAGCGACCCAGAAUUUUGGUACCACGCUGCCAGACGACCAUUCAACAAGGCCCUUCUCCGAACUGAGCAACACUGGAAUGCUCGUCGAGAGGUAUGGCUCAAGCAGUUCGAGCAGGUGAGGGACAUGAACCAACGACGAGAACUCUUCUCCGAUUUGUUGGAGGACACGCCAGCAGAUGUGAAGCGCUUGGUGACACCCAUCCUGCACUACAGCAUCACCAUGAACGUCAUUGUCGGCUUUCUCGAAAAGGCUGAGAAAGCCGGGAGAGCACUCAGCGAGGUGCUGACGGAUGAGGAGAACCUGAACGUGCUCCGCGGCAUUCGAGACAAAAUCGAUGCAGAUGGUGAUAAGGCAGCAGAAGACAUGCUUGCCGAGUACGACGCUAGAUCCAGGUUGCUGGCUGCUGACCGUCAGGAGCAGGCGGAAGAAGAGGAGCAGGAGCGCAAAGUGGCCGACGUCACUACGUUGGCUCAAAUCAUGAAUUGGGGACAGAAGUGCAAGAAGGAUGGGCUCGUUGAGUGGGAGCAGGGGAAUUACGCAGAAGCCCGUGCUAGCUGGAGGCAAGCGCAUGAUACGUUGCGCCCGUUCCAGGCAGCAGACAAAGAAACAAAUGAACUGUUGUUCGAGCUCCAUGCAGCGGUUCUGAAGAACCUUUCGCAGGCUUGUAUGAAGCUUGGAUACUGGAAUGAGGCUUGCAAGGCAUCAACACUAGCCACGCAGCUUUGCCCAGAAGACCACAAGGCAUGGUUUCGGCGCGCAUGUGCCUUGGAAGGCUUGGGCAACCUAGACGAGGCGGAGAGAUGUUUGCAGAUGAUUGAUGAAUGUUCUGUCGGGCGGCCUGAUCGCGGUCGCAUUGCCAAGGACACACAGGCCAAGCGAGAAAAGCUGCAAGCUCUGCGGGAGCGUGAGCAGGCAUCACUCAAAAAAUCGAUGGAGAAGGCUAUUUGCAGGAGUGUCUUCAGUGAGGAUCGUAAGGCAGGGACAUGGGAAGGAUGCAAUUUGAUCCAGGGUUGUUGA
This is a messenger RNA of Symbiodinium pilosum, 1164 nucleotides long. Lineage: Eukaryota; Dinophyceae; Suessiales; Symbiodiniaceae. The record is from the annotation of a GenBank genome assembly.